UCCGAAAUGUGUGGGAUCACGCUCGGUGUUUCCAAGUAGCCUGGGCUUUAUUGACAAACUCUAUUCAUUGUGUGACGAUAGUUUGUGGCGCACACCGACCGACCGUCCGGUACAAACACGGGUGCGGUGACCGACAAGUAAAGGAGGAGGAGGAGGAGGAGGGAAGGGAAGAGAAGAGGAGGAAAAGCGACAAAAUGUCGAUCCAGUACGAGGUGGAACAGCUGGCCGACAGCUACGGGGCUGCGGACUCGUUCCCCAAAGAUUUCGGUUAUGGUGAAGAGGAGGAGGCCGACAUCGAGGACAGCCCGGCGCUGUCCGACAGCAAGCCGAGAAUCCUGCUCAUGGGUCUGAGGAGAAGCGGCAAAUCAUCCAUACAGAAGGUGGUGUUCCACAAAAUGUCUCCCAAUGAGACGUUGUUCCUGGAGAGCACCAACAAGAUCUACAAGGAUGACAUCUCCAGCAGCUCCUUUGUCAACUUCCAGAUCUGGGACUUCCCGGGUCAGGUGGACUUCUUCGACCCCACCUUCGACUACGAGAUGAUCUUCAGAGGAACCGGGGCUCUGAUAUUUGUCAUCGACGCUCAGGACGAUUACGUGGAGGCCCUGGGCAGGCUUCACCUCACCGUGUCUCGGGCCUACCGGGUCAACCCAGAGAUCAACUUCGAGGUGUUCAUCCACAAAGUGGACGGCCUCUCGGACGAUCACAAGAUCGAAACCCAGAGAGACAUCCACCAGAGAGCCAACGACGACCUGGCCGACGCCAGCUUAGAGAAGCUGCAUCUCAGCUUUUACUUGACGAGUAUUUACGACCACUCCAUCUUUGAGGCCUUCAGCAAAGUGGUGCAGAAGCUCAUCCCUCAGCUUCCCACCCUGGAGAACCUCCUCAACAUCUUCAUCUCGAACUCGGGGAUAGAGAAGGCCUUUCUGUUUGACGUGGUCAGUAAGAUCUACAUCGCCACAGACAGCUCUCCCGUAGACAUGCAGUCCUACGAACUGUGCUGUGACAUGAUCGACGUGGUCAUUGAUGUCUCCUGCAUCUACGGUCUGAGGGAGGACGGCAGCGGCAGUGCCUAUGACAAGGAGUCCAUGGCCAUCAUUAAGCUCAACAACACGACUGUGCUGUACCUGAAAGAGGUCACCAAGUUCCUGGCCCUCGUCUGCAUCCUGCGAGAAGAAAGCUUCGAGCGCAAAGGAUUAAUAGACUACAAUUUCCACUGUUUCCGGAAGGCCAUCCAUGAAGUAUUUGAGGUGGGCGUCUCCACCCAGCGUCCCCAGACGGUGGGCUCGCCCUGCACCAAGGCCGUCGCACUGAACGGCACGCCGCGCAACACCGUGUAAACACUGAUGCUAAAUUUAAAAAAACAAAAAAGAGAGGGAAGGAAAGCUGGAGAAGGGCCUGAGAGCCUGUAGAGGAGAGACUACUAAACCGGGGCUCACGCCAAUCCCAAUCCCUUCGCCCCCAGAUUACUGUGAGACGCUGAGACGGCACUGGAGCACAGCGGGGUUAGUGCUUCUCGAGCUGAGAUGGAAGGGAAAUUCAAGCAUUCGUUUCAGUUGAAUGCAAGGGCACAGCGUUGGCUGUGAGGAAGUCGAAGAGAGUGAAACUGCACCUGGACAGGAAAAAGGUUCGGGAUCUUUCUUUUCGGGUUUCCUAAAGCGGUCAAAGGCCGCGAUAAGCUGCUGGUCCCUCUUAACGAACAAUGUGAGGAGGGGAAAACAAACCCUUGUUGUCACCGCUUGCUCAUGGACAAACGGUGAUGUCAGUUUGCAGGAAUCUGUCCCGUGAUGAACCCACCCCGACCACUUCUAUGCUAAAUUUAAAAAAAAAAAAAAAAAAAAAAAAAAAAAAGAUUUUAAAAAAAGAUGGUGGAUGUGAACUGCUGGUCCUAACACACACAUGUUCAGAGAUGGCCUUAUGUAGAUGAAGCUUGUCUGCAGUGCAAGCAUUCUCUCAGCACCACUCACCUCACGCUACCUGAAUGCUGCCCAAAACUCGCUUUUUGGUUUCACUCGUGAAGGGAAAACAAGGUUUUAUGAGCAGACUGAAAAGGGAUUGUGUUGUCCAUCUAACUUGGUCUUGUGUGUGUGAAUGCAGGUAUAUAUAUGUGUGUGUGUGUGUGUGUGUGUGUGUGUGUGUGUGUGUGUGUGUGUAUGAAAGGUUUAAAUUAGAUCCCAGGACCUUUACAGAAAGGGUUUAUGUCCUCCUUCUCAAUAACAGCAGAUUAGCAUAAUUAAACAUUUUUCAAUCAGUGAAAGUAACUUUUCUGUGUUGUGUGCCACUGAAAAUCAAACUUUUGAUUAAGUUUGUCAUAGUUAGUAAAAAAAAAAAAAAAAAUAGAAAUUUGGAAAUUGUCUUUAAAAAAAAAAAAAGCACUGCCAAAAUGAUUUAAUGGCUCAGUCAACAGUGAAACAAUGAGAACAUGUCGUGAUGAAAGCCUCAUUUGUUGCCAUCUAAGAAAGUAUUGGGUUGAGACGCAGGACUGGUGCAGGGGUCCACACUCCACAUCGUCUGUCUGAAACAUUUUGGGAUGAUUAUGAUGAUGUGAACCGGUUGAAACAUGCAUGUUUUCCCCCCACCUACAGUUUCAGUCCUGCCCAGAAUGAUUAACCCAUGUUGUGUAUUUAGUUUGGCUCUGUUCAGCCGGGUCCACCAUAACAAAAUGAACCCAUUCCAAGCAUGCGUCCGUCGGUGUGUUGCCAACCAUAACACUGCUCAUUGCAUUCAAAGGGGAGGAAGUGAAAAUGAAGCUAACCAAGACAAUUACACGCUUAAACGAGGAGGGAUAAAGACCAAAUUCCAUUACUUUAGCCAUUUACAGCGACACACACUAUGUUCAUGCCUGUGUGUUUAUUUCAGGGGUGAGAUGUGGGAACUCUGGCUGCUCAUAAAGAACAGGAACCUGACUCACGAAGCAGCAAUGACGAGUCGUCUUGAUCCAUUUGUCGAGUAAAAUGCCUGUUUUUUUUUUUGUUUUUUUUUGGGGGAUUUUACUUGUCAAAGUUAUUUUGAUAACUCUGUGACAUUGCUUCUUGAAACAGGCUCGAGACGUUCAACCUAGUCACCAUCGGUCAGCAGAAGAUAAACACUUCAGAACUGUGAUGGAUGAUUGAUUUCAUGUAUUGUGACGCUAUACUAUGUGAAAUAAAUGAAAAUUUAAAUUUUAGUUUUGUUGUUAUUGGCACAGUAGUACACAAAUUCUCUAACGCUAUCCUAUCUCUUUUAAAAACCUCAAGUCACAAACAAUCUGUUGUACUGUUUUAUAUUACGAGGCAACACGCAUUCAUUCUCCUUAACAUCCCUUAAUCCAAUGCAAACAUACAAGCAAACACAAGAUGGCGCUGUAGGAUUACUCUACUGUUCCCCCAAAAUUAAUUGGUAAACGUUUUGGUCCCUUCCACAAGCCC
This is a messenger RNA of Anarrhichthys ocellatus (wolf-eel), 3404 nucleotides long. RefSeq names its product Ras-related GTP binding Ca (gene rragca). Gene Ontology annotation, cellular component: Gtr1-Gtr2 GTPase complex; lysosome; nucleus. Gene Ontology annotation, molecular function: GTP binding; GTPase activity. Gene Ontology annotation, biological process: cellular response to starvation; positive regulation of TORC1 signaling; negative regulation of autophagy. The transcript is spliced from 7 exons. The coding region runs from base 195 to 1337 and encodes 380 amino acids. The record is from RefSeq and is a predicted model, not a curated record. NCBI's taxonomy places the organism in Eukaryota, Metazoa, Chordata, Actinopteri, Perciformes, Anarhichadidae.